AUGGAAAAGGCAAUAACGGCGCCGACGGAUGGCAUUAGGCGUAAGGUUAGCCUCGAUAAGGAUGUGUCGAAUGGUGUGAAUGAAGUCGAGUUGAUUCAACUGAUGGGCGCCUAUACUAUGGAUGUGAUCGCCAGCUGUGCCUUCGCCACCAAAACCAAUACAUACGCCGAUCCUAACAACCCGUUCACUACCAAUGCAUUCAAUAUUAACAAUAUUCCCGUUUGGAAAGAGAUACUGAUAAAGAAACGAAAGGGAAACAACGAAAAACAUAACGAUUUUCUGCAGCUAUUAAUGGAUGCCGAGAGACCUGAUGGAGACAUACGAGAGGCCAGUGAUGCCAAUGAAGCACAUCAUGUGAAUGAGGGUAAGCAUGAGAUGACAGCCAAUGCCGAAGCCUUUGCCGGAGUGUUGGAGAAGAAGUUGACUGAAGACGAGAUAUUAGCGCAAGGUUUACUCUUUUUUCGGCCGGACUCUAUGAGGAGACCAAAGAGGCGUUCAAUGAAAAGGGAGAAAUGGAUUGCGAAGUCAUAUCGAGACUACCAUUUCUGUAGUCAUUACGCACUCAUAUCCGAGACUCUUCGCCACAGUCCGCAAAUACUUCGCCUUAAGAGGGAAGCCAUGGAAGUAGACCCGGAGCUGGACGUCUGGUCAGUCUACAUGGAAGACGUAAUGUUAGGCAACACUGGAGUAAUGAUCGAGAAGGGAGUGAUCGUUGAGAUCCCGGUGUAUGCCAUACAUAACGACCCCGAGUACUAUCCGGAUCCAUUCACUUUCAACCCUGAUAGAUUUAUGCCGGAAAACCGGUAUAACAUCCAGCCCUAUACUUACCUUCCAUUCGGUUCGGGUCGACUGCAUUGCAUUGGAAUGCGGUUCGCGUUAUUGUCAGCAAAGCUCGCGUUGGCGAACAUCUCGCAGAAGUUCCGCUUCUCCAGAGUCACCGACACUGACGUCCCCCUCGUCUACAUUCAAACAGUUAGGUCAGGGCAACCGAUCGUUGGACUGGAUCGACCCGAGGCUAGUGUCACGCUCGCCUUUAUACGGCCCUUUAAUAGCGCUUUGGUUUGGAAAAGUACGCGAAGCUGUAUGCCCUCUACCGCCGUUGGAUUCUGGAGAGCAGUGGCCAAUGCUACCCGUGGUUUGUUACUACUGGUCAGCUUUCCUAUCCUGACACCCAAUGAAGGUUCUGAAUUGAAUAACAAUUCUGAUGAUCUUAUGGGAAACGGAGAGAUCAUUAACACAUGA
Molecule: messenger RNA, 1242 nt
Organism: Oppiella nova
Lineage: Eukaryota; Metazoa; Arthropoda; Arachnida; Sarcoptiformes; Oppiidae
Source: the annotation of a GenBank genome assembly